UCAGGCUGGUCACAACUUUCUUAGUUCUUCAGCUUGUUCACUUGUCAUAUUGACAGUGAUCGUGGCUAGUCCUAGGACAUAGUAUUUCCAGACGCACUUCACAUAUAAUUUAAAAUGGAUUCAAGACAUACGGUGAAGGGAAAGAAGAAGUUGGUUCUUUCAGCCAGGAGAAUGAAAAGGCGGCUACCACCAGAAUUUCAUGCUAACAGACGUAGAAGGAUUGAAGAACAAACCUUAUCGCUCGAAGCGCCUUCAUCUUCCCAGGCUGACAGUGUUUCAGCAGAUGCCAUUUCUGUAUCCACUGAGAACUUUCAACCCAGUGCAACGUCAACUCCUAAAGGAAAGAAGAGAAGACCACACAAAAGAAAAGUACCAGCGCAUUUGAUGAAAUGGAGAUUACAGCAAAAGUGCAAGGGCAACUACAUGUAGCUGAUAAAAAAACCUGUUAUUUUGUAGUAUGGACAAAAAAAGAUAUCCAUAUCGAAAAGAUCGAGAGGGAUGACAGGUUUUGGACCGAGAAAAUGGAGAAAAAAUUCAUUUAUUUUUACCAUCACGCCUUGUUGCCAGAGAUACUGGAUCCUCGAACGUGUCGAAGUAUGGCAAUCAGGGAGCCAUCAAUCCCAUUUUCUCAUUUUUAAAUAAAGUAUCAUUGAAAAUUAUCAAAUCUAUUGGUUUUUUGUUUGUCCUUCUUGGUUCCUAUAAAAUAAACAGUUGUAAUAACAUUAAAAAUUAAGAACAUGGAUUAAAAACGUUGACCACACACCUUAAAGACCUAAAGGUAUAUGAACAAACUUAAUAUAGUUAGAAUUAAAAUUAAAUAAGAUAAUAAUAUUUCUUCAACUUUAC
This is a messenger RNA of Nilaparvata lugens (brown planthopper), 846 nucleotides long. RefSeq lists its product as uncharacterized. Bases 115 to 429 code for a protein of 104 amino acids. Lineage: Eukaryota; Metazoa; Arthropoda; Insecta; Hemiptera; Delphacidae. The record is from RefSeq and is a predicted model, not a curated record. The transcript is spliced from 4 exons.